AGAUGGAAAGCCAAGUAGUCGAAUGGUUCAAAUGAGAAGCUAUGGUCCAGAUGGGUAUCGAUUUUUUACGUAUAGCAAUAGCAGAAAAGGAAAGGAAUUGGCAGGGAACGAAUGUGCAUGUAUGCUGUUCUACUGGCCAGCAGUGCAUAGGCAAGUCAUAAUUGAAGGUGUGGCUCGAAAACUCCCUAGACAAAUUACAGAAGAAUUUUGGAAACGGAGACCAGACAAUCUCCAAGCUACCGUAUGUGCAACCGCUCAGAGUGAAGUGAUACCUAAUCGUCAAGUUCUGGAACGCAAGAAGGCAGAAAUUUUGAAGACGUACACAGCUGCAGGUGCACCGAUUCCUCUCCCACCGAACUGGUAAAA
Soboliphyme baturini is the source of this 366-nucleotide messenger RNA. NCBI's taxonomy places the organism in Eukaryota, Metazoa, Nematoda, Enoplea, Dioctophymatida, Soboliphymatidae. The record is from the annotation of a GenBank genome assembly.